AUGGCUGAAGGAUACCCGCCGCGAGAUGACGAGAUGGAGGAGGAGGAGGAAGAGGUUGACGAGACAAGCUACAAAUCGGUCAAAGAUGCGGUGCUGUUCGCCAUCGAAGUCAGCGAGUCCAUGUUGACGCCUCGUGUGUCGUCCGAUCCGAAGAAGACGGCCAAGGAAUCGCCGACCACGGCCGCGCUGAAGUGCGCAUACCACCUGAUGCAACAGCGGAUCAUUUCUAACCCGCGAGACAUGAUCGGCGUCUUGCUUUAUGGCACAGAGGCAUCCAAGUUCUAUGGUGAGGACGAGAGCAGCCGAGGCGAUCUCUCAUACCCACACUGCUACCUGUUCACGGAUUUGGACGUGCCGGCCGCGGAGGAUGUGAAGAAACUGAGGUCGCUGGUCGAGGAGGAAGAAAAAGCGCAGGAAAUCCUUGUUGCCUCCAAGGAAAAGGUGUCGAUGGCGAAUGUUCUGUUUUGCGCCAAUCAGAUCUUCACCUCGAAGGCUUCCAACUUCCUCUCUAGGAGGCUCUUCAUUGUGUCGGACAAUGAUGAUCCUCAUAGCGACAAUAAGGCCCAACGCUCGGCGGCCACGGUCCGGGCAAGAGAUCUGUAUGAUCUCGGCGUGACUAUUGAGCUGUUCCCGAUAUCUCGGUCAGACCAUGAGUUUGACACAUCCAGAUUCUAUGACGAUAUCAUCUACAAAUCCUCUCCGACAGAUGCAGAUGCUCCUGCAUACCUACAGCCAGACACAAAGGUCGCAACGGCUACCGAUAAUGGUAUCUCGCUGCUGAACUCGCUUUUGUCCAGCAUCAACUCGAGAUCUGUCCCCCGCCGGGCACUAUUCUCCAACGUACCUUUGGAAAUAGGACCGAAUUUCAAGAUCUCUAUCAACGGAUAUCUGAUGUUCAAGCGCCAGGAACCCGCACGGAGCUGUUACGUCUGGCUAGGCGGCGAAACUCCCCAGAUCGCCAAGGGGGUCACCACGCAGAUCGCGGACGACACCGCGCGGACAGUGGAGAAGUGGGAAAUCCGAAAGGCAUACAAGUUCGGUGGCGAGCAAGUCACCUUCACGGCGGACGAGCAACAGGUGCUGCGAACUUUCGGCGACCCCGUGAUCCGUAUCAUCGGCUUCAAACCCCUUUCCGCCUUGCCCUUCUGGGCCAACGUGAAGCACCCGACCUUCAUCUACCCCACAGAAGAGGACUUUGUGGGCUCGACGCGGGUAUUCUCUGCGCUACAGCAGAAGCUGGCGAAAGACCAAAAGCUGGCGCUCGUCUGGUUCAUCCCUCGCCGAAACGCUGCGCCAGUCCUCGCUGCGAUGCUUGCGGGGGUCGAAAAGGUGGACGAGAAUGGCGUGCAGAAAUUUCCGCCGGGGAUGUGGCUUAUCCCUCUUCCUUUCGCCGACGACGUCCGUCAGAAUCCCGACACGACGCUCACAGUGGCACCGGAACCGCUUAUCGACCAGAUGCGCGCGGUUGUCCAGCAACUACAGCUGCCUAAAGCGGUCUAUGAGCCUCAGAAAUAUCCGAACCCUUCUCUUCAAUGGCAUUAUCGGAUCCUACAGGCCCUAGCUCUGGACGAAGACCUCCCCGAACAGCCUGAAGACAAGACGGUCCCCAAAUACCGACAAAUAGACAAGCGCGCGGGCGAUUACGUCCUGGCAUGGUCCGAUGAACUGGACAAACAGUACGAGAAACUCUCCGCCGGUGUCACCAAGACAUCGACGCUGGUCAAACGGCCGGCCGGUGACCGGUCUGGGAAGGAGGAAGGGACACGUCCUGCGAAGAAAGUCAAGGCGGAGACACCUGCGAAUAUCGACGAAGAGGUGCAGAAGAGUUUCGACAAGGGGAUGGUCUCGCGGCUUACGAUGGCCGUUCUGAAAGAUUUCCUGACGGCGCACGGCCGCUCUACUGCGGGAAAAAAGGCAGAUUUGGUGGAACGCGUAGAAGAGUUUCUCGAGUAUAAAUCGUAG
Penicilliopsis zonata CBS 506.65 is the source of this 1962-nucleotide messenger RNA. RefSeq lists its product as hypothetical. The transcript has 6 exons. NCBI's taxonomy places the organism in Eukaryota, Fungi, Ascomycota, Eurotiomycetes, Eurotiales, Aspergillaceae. Bases 1 to 1962 code for a protein of 653 amino acids. Gene Ontology annotation, biological process: double-strand break repair via nonhomologous end joining; telomere maintenance; cellular response to X-ray. Gene Ontology annotation, cellular component: Ku70:Ku80 complex; nucleus. The record is from RefSeq and is a predicted model, not a curated record. Gene Ontology annotation, molecular function: telomeric repeat DNA binding; double-stranded DNA binding; damaged DNA binding.